GCGGCCGGGAGCCGCCAGGGGGCGCUGCGGGCACCGCGCGGGCUUCCCGCGCUCGCCGGCGGCCACACGUGACCGCGGCACACACGUGACGACGGGAGGCACGUGACUGCCCAGCGCCACGUGACGCGGAGCGGAGCGGGACGGGAGCGGUGCAGCCAUGGUGUCCAAAAAGCAGCUGGCAGACUUUGGCUACAAGGCCUUCUCGGGCUCCAUGAUGCUGCUGACGGUGUACGCCGGCUACCUGUGCAGUGUCCGUGUGCAGAGGAUGCUCCAGCACCGCCGCCAGCGGGAGAACGCGCCGGGGCCUGAGAGCUGAGCCCGUGCUGGGACCGGCCCCGGGAGCUGGGACUGGCCCUGGGACCGGCCCCGGGAGCUGGGACCGGCCCUGGGAGCUGGGACCGGCCCCGGGAGCUGGGACUGGCCCUGGGACCGGCCCCGGGAGCUGGGACCAGCCCUGGGACCAGCCCCAGGAGCUGGGACUGACUCUGGGAGCUGGGACCGG
Pyrgilauda ruficollis (rufous-necked snowfinch) is the source of this 502-nucleotide messenger RNA. Its product is annotated as cytochrome c oxidase assembly protein COX14 homolog. NCBI's taxonomy places the organism in Eukaryota, Metazoa, Chordata, Aves, Passeriformes, Passeridae. The transcript is spliced from 2 exons. The coding region runs from base 158 to 316 and encodes 52 amino acids. The record is from RefSeq and is a predicted model, not a curated record.